Ogataea parapolymorpha DL-1 is the source of this 2730-nucleotide messenger RNA. Its product is annotated as Protein involved in vacuolar polyphosphate accumulation. NCBI's taxonomy places the organism in Eukaryota, Fungi, Ascomycota, Pichiomycetes, Pichiales, Pichiaceae. The record is from RefSeq and is a predicted model, not a curated record. The coding region runs from base 1 to 2730 and encodes 909 amino acids. Gene Ontology annotation, biological process: polyphosphate metabolic process; vacuolar transport; microautophagy. Gene Ontology annotation, cellular component: fungal-type vacuole membrane; vacuolar transporter chaperone complex. The transcript has a single exon.
AUGAAGUUCGGCGACGAAUUCAACGACCGAUCUGUUUCCAAAUGGAGGAACUACAACAUUGACUAUAAUGCCAUCAAGCGCAAAAUCAAAGAAGCCACAACUGCAAUUAAGGACUCGAGCUCAAGCCUCUCGGACAAGUCCAAUGACACUAACGAUACUGGCGACACCGCAUUUUCGAGAUUUUCGACGAAUUCUAUACAGGACAAGAAGACGAGGAAGCACUUGAAACAAUUGUUCAAGGCUUUCAAGGAACAAAUAGAGUUUACGUCUCUAUUCGUCAAUUCCAAGUACGGCGAAAUAUCCAGAAGAAUUCUCGCCACUAAAAGUCUACUUAACAAUUUCAUCAACUCGACGCUCGACUCGGACAGUAACCCUAGCGCACUACAGCAGCGUCUUCAAGGAAGACGUCUGAUGCUUAUUCAGAAAGAGCUGGAAAUUCUUUCGGGCGAGCUACAAGAUCUUUCUAGGUUUAUUCUCUUGCAGAAAAUUGCAGUGAAGAAACUUUUUAAAAAAUUCAUCAAACACAGCGAUUAUCCCCACAAACAGGAGCUUGUGGACAAGAUCACCACGGAAUGCCUCAACGGGAACCCAAACUCGUUCGUCAAUUUGUAUCUUAACGAUGCCGCUUUGGAGCUGACAUUGAUGUUUGACGUGAUCAACAAUUACCGUGCCAAUCAGAUACAGACGGAUACCAGCGUCGGGAACAAUCGCAAGCAGUCCUUUGCCACUGUGGACUCCUUUGGACUGUCCUCUCUCACAGAUGGGCGCUCAAAAGAUUUUAUAUAUUCCAGAGCGACCACUUUCGACCUCAUCUCGCACAAAAAAGGCUCGGUGUGUCAGAGAUUUUGGGUUCAUAAGGACAAUUUAGACGAAAUGAAGUUCAAGCUUCUGAGUGGCUUCAAACUCAUAUCUGACGAUUCAGGCAUCAUGGACGAAGAACACGAACAGGAGGGUCUGGUCCGGCAAUACGAAAAUCAACGAUUGUCAGAGCAAAACUCUUCAGUCCACCUCAAACACACUCGCUCGGAACUUGACCUCACAGAGCACACCGAAGAUCCUGAUACGACAUUCCACCCGGACACCAAAGUCAUGUCCAUUUGGCUCAACAACCUCGAUGAUCCUUUGGUGACGUCUCAGAACGGCGUCGGGUUCCUUUCCACGCCAGACAAUUUUCUUUCUGGCGGAGUGGUUGCACAGAUCCAUAACACGCAGUAUCCAAAUUCCAAGCGGGCUGAAAGACCGCUCUUGAUCUCCCCUAUUGGUGGUCUUCACCAGUUUGCCAUGACCAGCCUGAACGACUCGCUCAUCCAUUCUUUAUUCAGUCCGUCAAAACUGCCUGUGGAGGUGUUUAAAAACAAGAUUUUGAAAGAAUGGUGUGAAUCGGGGCUUUUUGGAAACCCUAAGAUGGCUCAGCUGUCGCUUGACUGGUGCAUCGACAAAAAAAUGGUUCCUUUGGCCAAAAUUGCUGUCAACAGACUCCGAUUCAUCAGCGUAACGGAAACAGACACAUCUCCUAAAGUAGAGUGCUAUAUCACCUUAGACAGUGACAUUCAGAUUUCCCAAAUUACAUCACAGAAGGAUGUCAACUUCCAUAUGCCAGAAGAAAGUAUCUCUUUCCCUCACUCGAUUCUUGAAAUCAAAUACGACUCCCCGCUCAAAGUUCUUCCGUCGGUCGUGCAGUCUCUCAUCAACUCUCAUCUUGUUUACAGAGUGGACAAUCUUAAUUUCUCAUUAAAUAAUUACAUCCUAUCCAAGUUCUACCAGGAUUCACUCACAGACGAAGCCAUGUUGGAAUAUGUCGUUCCUUGGUUCGACGACCUACAAAAUAAGGAUAUCCGCAAACUUCCAUCAAUCGCGAAGAAGGUGUCCGAGGAGGCUCCUAAACAAUCAUCGCCCCAGGGUAUUCUGUUGAACAAAUACGAGGCACAGUUGCAGCAGCAGCAAGAACUCCAGCAGCAACUACUAGAAGGCAAAAGGUACUGGAAUGAGUUUGAUGAUGGCAGCGAUCCGGACGAUGAUCAGGGAUACUAUGUCGACGACGACUAUGAGCUCUCGGACUCAAGAACGCCAUUUGGCAAUUUCCUCGGCCUCGGAUUCUUGACGUCUUCGAGAGUUGAAGCAAUUUUGAAUUUGUCAAAUAAGAUUUCGAGCAAACUCACGCAUAUCAUCAACUCAUUCAAGCAUGAAGAGUCUUCUCCUUUACUUCCAGCGCAUCAGGAUAGGCCGCAUUUUUAUAAAUCAGUGAUCAACGGGACGUCUCCAUUGGAGAAUGACACGGAGUCUGACACAGACAAUAGCGACCACAAGUUGUUUAUUCACCGAUACGGUAAACAAAUUGAAAACGAGCGCUCGUACCGCCGUCGCCAACCAUCUCUUGUUUACGGCGAAGCUAGAUCGAAUGACCUGCUGGCCCAGGUAAAUCAUGAUCGCAUUUUGUCAUUCCUUUAUCUAACUGCAAUGCUGGUGUCUUUCCUCACAACCGGUGUUGGGCUGGGUGUCAUUUUCUCAACCCUGGAAUCCGGCGAUGAUCUGGAUCAAACAAGUGGAAUGAUCCUGCUGCUUUGUUUUGGCAUGGGCUGUCUGGUUUUGAGUCUUUUCCUUAGCGGGGUCUCUGUGUGCCUCCUUAUGACUCGUUACAGCAAUGCCCCAAUGUGGCACCAGGCCUCCGUUUACUCCAGCCUCAUCAUUGUCACAAUAUUGUUUAUCAUAUCCUUAGUUUCAUGUCUUUAA